AAACAAAACACAAAGAGCACAAAGAAACACUUUUCAACUUUCAAGCUUUUGUUCUACCUUCUAAGUAAUUAAACCACUUUUCUUUGGCUUCUUCUUUAUCCAACAAAAAAUGGCUAAUUCUCACCAUCCAGCUCUUGUCUUUUUGUUGCUUAUUGCAGUUUCGUCAAUCAGCAGCAACUCGUUCGGAUCAGAAGCUCGCAAGCUUCUGGAAACAACCACCUUGCCUGAGCCACCUAAAGUUGAGCUACCACCACUCCCAAAGCCUGAGAUCCCAACUCUUCCAAAGCCUGAAAUUCCCACACUGCCUAAACCCGAGAUUCCGGAAUUGCCGAAACCCGAAAUCCCAACACUCCCAAAGCCUGAGAUUCCCACUUUACCUAAACCUGAGAUUCCCACAUUGCCUAAACCCGAGCUUCCAACUCUACCAAAGCCAGAGCUUCCAACUCUGCCCAAACCCGAGUUGCCUACUUUGCCAAAACCAUAAGUCCCCAAGCCCUGAUCGGAAUUCCUGAUUAGGAGCGACAAGAAGUCUUCACAGCCUAGCUGGACAACACAUUCUGUUGCAUUUCAUCAUGAUUCUUUUUAGUUUGAUCCUUCUUAUUCCGAGAUGGAUGAUGUUACAUAUAUAUAGCGUUUGAUGUAUCUCAAUUUGUGUCAGAGUCAUGUUUUGUUUGUUGUUGUAAUAUUGUUUCAGGUGUCACCGUGUGUGUGAUGUAAAUUUUAAUUGGAAGGAUUGAUUCUUGAAUUCCCCGUGGAUUUACUCAAUAUUUGUAUUUCAGGAAUUGAUAUUGCAUUUUGUGUUAUUUUGAUCUUUCCCAGUGCUCA
This is a messenger RNA of Oldenlandia corymbosa var. corymbosa, 825 nucleotides long. The record is from the annotation of a GenBank genome assembly. NCBI's taxonomy places the organism in Eukaryota, Viridiplantae, Streptophyta, Magnoliopsida, Gentianales, Rubiaceae.